GCGGCCGGGGCCCGGCAGCUCCCCGAGCCCGCUGCCCCCGUGCUGCCUGUCUGCCCAGCCCGCCGGCCGGGGCCCGCUGCUGCCCUGUGGAUGAGCCACAGGACGUCCUCCACCUUCAGAGCGGAGCGGAGCUUCCAUUCCUCCUCCUCCUCCUCCUCCUCCUCCUCCUCCUCGGCCUCCCACAGCCUCCCGGCCCAGGACCCACCCAUGGAGAAGGCCUUGAGCAUGUUCUCCGAGGAUUUUGGCAGCUUCAUGCGGCCCCACUCAGAGCCCCUGGCCUUUCCAGCACUCCCCACAGCCCGUGCUGGGGGGCCAGGCAACAUCAAGACCCUGGGAGAUGCCUACGAGUUUGCUGUGGACGUGAGCGACUUCUCACCUGAGGACAUCAUUGUCACCACCUCCAACAACCACAUCGAGGUGCGGGCUGAGAAGCUGGCAGCCGACGGCACCGUCAUGAACACCUUCGCUCACAAGUGCCAGCUGCCUGAGGACGUGGACCCCACGUCGGUGACCUCGGCCCUGCGGGAGGACGGCAGCCUCACCAUCCGGGCCCGGCGCCAGCCCCCCACAGAGCACGUGCAGCAGACCUUCCGGACGGAGAUCAAGAUCUGAGGCCGCGCCUGCCCCACCCCCAGCUGCCCCGCGCCGUGUUCUCCCCACUGGCCAGCCAGAGUGGCUCUCCUGACCCCUCGUGACAGCGCUGGGGACAUGUCAGCCCAGGUUCCGGGCCCUGACACCCCACCCCACCCCAGACCCCAGGUGGGCCAUCCCCACCCCCAAAUGAGGGCCUCUGCUCUACCCAGGGCAGGCCGGGGACCCCCCGCCUCACUCGUGGCCCCCAGAUUGCAGAUGCAGCCUUAAUCCAGAACAAAGGGUUUGGGAUGGGAACAGGGGAUCCCAGAGAACCCGGUUUGGAGAAGGGGCUUGGGACAGGCAAUCUGGACAAAUAAUCUGCAGGACAGACAGACAGACAUAUUCUUUCACCUUUGGAGUUUCUGCAGGGCAGGGGAACUGGACACCCGGGACCCCCUUGGCCAAGGGGAGCAGGAGGGCGGAGGGAGAUCGCUGGCAGAGGUGCCCAGAAAACCAAACUGCCCAGGCACAGAGAGGCCAGGAGACAGCCCUAAUGGUCCGCUUCCCCGUGGCUGCUCUCCAAGCCAGAGCCUGCUGCCAGGCUGCCCGCCCACAAGGUGCCCCAUCCAGGCCACUGCCCCCGGGCAGGGCCAUGUUGUGUCUGUAUAUAGACGGGGUUUUUCCAAUACAGCUGGUUCGUGAUAAACGGUGUGAACCCUCUGUUACCUGCUCACGCCUCCAGGGAAGGCUGGGCCGAGGGGCGGGGCUGACCCUUCCUCCUCCCACCCGGAGACCUGGGCUCCCAGGACUGUCUCCACUGCAGACAAGUACCCAACAAGAGGAAGUAUGGAUGGGGCUUGAGUCCUCAAGGUAGGAUCCCAGCUUCCCGCCAACCUUCCCUUGUGGCCGUCCGCCUCCCCCAUCCUCCCUAUCUAUAAUCUGUGAAAUUAUAGGCAUGGCGUAUGUGUAUAGCACACACACACACACAUGACACACACACAUGCCUGGUUACCCUUGUCCUUCAAAUACAAAGCGUUACCAUUGGUUGCAGCCAAAUUCAGAACAUUCUAUUUUUCUUUCUCAAUUUUUGGUCACACCCUGCAGCCUGUUGGGCCUUAGUCCCCUCAGCUGAGAUUGAACCCUCACCCACUGCGUGGGAGGUGGAGCCUUAACCACUGCCACCAGGAACGUCUCAGAACACUCUAAAAUCAGGUGUACAAUCUCCACUUGUAUCAGUGGGGACAGAGUCUGAGCAGCUGAGCGGCCAGCUUGCCCACUGAAGGCUGGGUGUGGACCCAGGAUGUCAGAAGCCGCUCUCCAACCACCCGAGCCCCUCCACGCAGAGGGGAAAGCUCCCCAUUCUGCCUUUCAGCCCUGCACUUGCCCCACAGCUUCCUGUUAGAGAAUGCCCCACCCCAGUCCCUCCUCAUCCCAGGCCCCGCCAAGGACCUCCUGCCAGCCUCCAUUCUGGGGACCCCCAGCUGCCCCCCCACAACCUGGCGCAGCCUCCCACAUUCAGAGGCAGGGCUGGGGGGUGCAGCAGGGGGCCCUGGCUCUGUGAGGUGGCCUCAGGGGACGAUGGGGGUGGGGGAGUCCUGGCGUUGUAUCCUGCACACACAAUAAACAGCAGAAUCUCUGGCUCUGGA
Capra hircus (goat) is the source of this 2219-nucleotide messenger RNA. It is a transcript of the gene HSPB7, whose product is annotated as heat shock protein family B (small) member 7. Bases 91 to 612 code for a protein of 173 amino acids. NCBI's taxonomy places the organism in Eukaryota, Metazoa, Chordata, Mammalia, Artiodactyla, Bovidae. The transcript has 3 exons. Gene Ontology annotation, cellular component: nucleus; cytoplasm. Gene Ontology annotation, biological process: heart development. The record is from RefSeq and is a predicted model, not a curated record.